Grammomys surdaster is the source of this 760-nucleotide messenger RNA. Its product is annotated as cystatin-13. The record is from RefSeq and is a predicted model, not a curated record. The coding region runs from base 257 to 682 and encodes 141 amino acids. Lineage: Eukaryota; Metazoa; Chordata; Mammalia; Rodentia; Muridae. Gene Ontology annotation, molecular function: cysteine-type endopeptidase inhibitor activity. The transcript has 4 exons.
AGGCCAGAAGCACCUGGGGCUCAAACCCCAACAGAUGCCUAUCUGGGAGCAGGAGCAUGACCUGAAUGUGCUGGUGGCCAAGAACAACCUGGGGCUAGAGGCCAUUUAAUCUUAGUCUUCACUACAAAAAAGCAGUAUUAGGAGUUGAAGAGAAAGGAUCCAUUGACCUGCAGAGGAAGCAGGGGCCUUGCUGGCUACAUCUACACCAGCUCUAGAAAGAAAAAAGGAUCUUGGUACAUUCCUUGAUUGAAGCUCCAUGGCCAGAUUCUUACAGACCGUGCUGUUCCUGGUGAUCACAAUGCAGUUUGUAUCUAGAAGAGUUCAAGCCUGGGGCUCACCAAAGAUUGUGAGGCCAUUCGAAGACAUCCCCAAAUCCUAUGUCUAUGUGCAGCAUGCACUCUGGUAUGCCAUGAAAGAGUAUAACAAGGCCAGCAAUGACCAAUACAACUUCAGGGUGGUGGAUAUCCUAAAAUCUCAGGAGCAGAUUACAGAUAGUCUGGAGUAUUAUCUUGAAGUAAACAUUGCCCGAACAAUGUGCAAGAAAAUUGCAGGAAAUGAUGAAAACUGCUUGUUUCAACAUGAUCCUAAAAUGAAAAAGAUGGUGUUUUGCAUUUUUAUUGUUAGCUCCAAACCAUGGAAGUUUGAACUCAAAAUGCUGAAGAAACAAUGCAAAGAUAUCUAAUAAGCAUCCAGCAUGCCUUACCACUCUCACUUUUCUUUUAAAUGCAUAAAGAUGCUUGUAAGAUAAUGGACCACCACA